AUGAUACGGCGGAUUGACGGGAAAGCUGGGUGGUUGAGCAUCCGCGCAUGCAGUCUAUGCACAAAUCUAUUGAAUCGCACAUCACAAAGGCGUUGUGAAGAGACAUUCGCUCUUGUUGCACAAUGCAAGCUUUUUGGAAGCAACUCCUUCGUCGCCUUCAUGUCAGACUCCACCCGUUCGCGAGGCCGCGAUGCCUGGCCGCCCUUCACUGGUCAGCGCCCGAAACUCUCUUUCGCGCCACAUGCAGACGGCAACGUCUCGCCCAGUGGGAACGCUUCAUACGCUGCAGGGCCCAAGUACCAAGACGCAAACUUCACCCCACGGAUGCAACCGAGUGCUAUGCCACCCCCACCUUGCUUCAAUGGAGGGUACAGCAGUUCUCUCUCGCCAUCCUCGACGCCCGCCACACCCGGGCCGAAUGGCAUGUCGCGCCCAGCUCGCGGAGAGUCGCUCGGCUCGGCGCACCCGCCCCCUGCUGCUAUUGUGUCGUUGCCUGCACGAGCCUCCCUCGCUCCCAACAUGAUCUACGCCACACCAACGCGAGCGGCGCCCGCUGGAGGGCCCUUGGAAGGGACGGGCAGGUUCGUGCCCCCUGCAGCGGAUAUAAGGGCUGGCCAGGAAGAAGCAGCUGCGCGACUAGCACGACAGCAGGGUUUCGCUGCCCGGCCGCCACCGCCGCCGGAAUUGGCUACGCGACUCCCGCCAUCCGUAUGGCCACUCCCCGGCCAGGUGCACCAAUUCCACUCGUGGUUGUUCGCGAGCCAGCUGAGCGCGCUGGACAUGUACAGCGCAGCCAAGAUCGACCGCAAAGCCCUGGCUCGUGCAUUGUUGACCGUACCGGUCCCCGCUUCGUGUUGA
Molecule: messenger RNA, 858 nt
Organism: Schizophyllum commune H4-8
Lineage: Eukaryota; Fungi; Basidiomycota; Agaricomycetes; Agaricales; Schizophyllaceae
Exons: 2
Coding region: 1-858 (285 amino acids)
Source: RefSeq, a predicted model, not a curated record